Molecule: messenger RNA, 1221 nt
Organism: Fusarium falciforme
Lineage: Eukaryota; Fungi; Ascomycota; Sordariomycetes; Hypocreales; Nectriaceae
Product: Chitinase
Exons: 4
Coding region: 1-1221 (406 amino acids)
Biological process (GO): chitin catabolic process; carbohydrate metabolic process
Cellular component (GO): extracellular region
Molecular function (GO): chitin binding; chitinase activity
Source: RefSeq, a predicted model, not a curated record
AUGUACUUGUCUUAUCUUAAGUUUAUUUCCUGGACAAUUGCUCUUAAAUGUGUAUUCGGCGCUGCAGAGCCUCCCGUCCCGCAGAGACAUCCGGCCCGCCAGCCCCGGCGCGGUCUCGGCCAUGUUAACGCUGCUUACUUUGUAAACUGGGGUAUCUACCAGCGAAACUUCCAGCCUCAAGAUCUUCCCGCCUCAAAGCUAAGUCACAUUCUUUACGCGUUCAUCAAUGUGCGAAGUGAUGGGACAGUUUUCACGGCAGACACUUGGGCCGAUUUGGAGAAACAUUACCAAGGAGAUUUCAUGCUUUCCAUCGGUGGCUGGACCUGGUCUAGCAACUUUGCAGCUGCUGCAAGUACCGCUACGACGAGAUCAGCUUUUGCCAAGUCGGCAGUCACCCUGAUGAAGGACUGGGGCUUCGAUGGUAUUGACAUCGAUUGGGAAUAUCCUUCUAGCGGACAGGAUGCCGACAAUAUGGUCUUGCUCCUACGGGCCGUGAGAGAUGAGAUGGACCUGUAUGCUACCAAGUUCGCGCCUGGCCAUCAUUUUCAACUUUCAGUCGCUGCCCCUGCAGGCCCUGAGCAUUAUAGCAAACUACGUUUAUCUGAGCUGGCCGAUAUUCUCGAUCAUGUUAAUAUCAUGGCUUAUGACUACGCAGGGUCAUUCGGCAAUGUGGCUGGUCAUACCGCCAACCUGUAUGCAAAUAAAGACCUGCCUAAGUCUACCCCCUUUAACACGGACGAUGCUAUCAAGGCCUACAUUGAAGGUGGAGUACCUCCCGAGAAGCUGGUCCUGGGGAUGCCAAUCUACGGUCGUUCCUUUCUAGAGACACCUGGCCUGGGUGAGCCAUACUCAGGCGUCGGGCUUGCCAACCCAGGGCUGGGUAGUUGGGAGGCUGGUAUUUGGGACUACAGUGCCCUCCCCAAGGAAGGCGCCGUCAUCAAUUACGACCAAAAGGCACAGGCUUACUAUAGCUACAAUUCUAACACACGCGAGUUGGUUUCAUUUGACCCGCCAGAUGCCGUUCGGAAUAAGGUCUGGUACCUGCAAAGGCUCGGUCUAGGAGGAGCCAUGUUCUGGGAGGCUUCAGGGGAUAAAGUGGGAUCAGAGUCGUUAGUUGAAACGUGCUUCGAAGCACUGGGCACAAUUGACCAGACGGAAAACUGGCUUGACUAUCCAGAUUCGAGAUAUCACAACAUCGUCUCCGGUAUGGAGUGUGAGUGA